AUAAGCAAAGUGCCAACGCGUACUCCUCAAUUUAGGAUAAACUGGUGUACUCAAGAAGAAAUCACUGCGGGCUUAGAAAAUAUGCAUCUGCUCUUUUUGGGGACACUUGCCCUGCUUGUCGGGGUCACAUUUACUGUGCCCGCACAGGAGAAGCGUGUGCAUCGGCAGCCUGACCUCAGUGACCAUGAUCACGAUGAUGCCCGUGGUUACCAGUUUGACCACGAGGCCUUCCUGGGCAAAGAUGAAGCCAAGACCUUUAACCAGCUAAGCCCCGAGGAGAGCAAAGAGAGACUUGGAAAGAUUGUUGAUCGGAUAGACACAGAUAAGGAUGGCUUCGUCAGCCAUGCAGAGCUACAUAACUGGAUUAAACACAGGCAGAGGAGAUACAUUGAGGAGAACGUGGACAAGCACUGGAAAGAAUACGACAAGAACCAGGAUGGGAAGAUUGCAUGGACCGAGUACAAGAACACUACCUAUGGUUAUUACACAGUUGAAGGGUUUGAUGAUGUUGAUGAUAAAGUGAGUUACAAAGGCAUGCUCACUAGAGAUGAGAGGCGGUUUAAGUCAGCAGACCAGGACGGGGAUGGUAUUGCUACAAGGGAAGAGUUUACCGCCUUCCUCCAUCCAGAGGAUUUCGACCAUAUGAAAGGCAUUGUCAUACAGGAGACAAUUGAGGACAUUGACAAGAAUGGCGAUGGUAAAAUUAAUCUGCAGGAAUACAUAGGGGACAUGUUCAUCCCUGAAGAUGGAGAGAGUGAACCAGACUGGAUCACAACAGAAAAGAAACACUUUUCAGAGAUCAGAGACAUUAACAAGGACGGUUUCCUUGAUGCCAGUGAAGUAGCUCAGUGGAUCCUCCCAGGAGAGGUUGAACAAGCUGAUAAUGAGGCCAGGCAUCUCAUUCACAAAACUGAUCAAGAUAACGAUGGCCGUCUCUCUAUCAGUGAGAUCAUGGAUAAUAUGGAUUUCAUUAAGGUCAGCACCGUAACUGACUUUGGGACCAUGGUAGUAGCAGAUCAUGAUGAGCUUUAACACCAUAAUCAUCAUAAAAUCUCACAAAACUAUUAA
Messenger RNA from Xyrauchen texanus (razorback sucker), 1068 nucleotides. Its product is annotated as calumenin-like. Gene Ontology annotation, cellular component: endoplasmic reticulum. Bases 82 to 1032 code for a protein of 316 amino acids. Lineage: Eukaryota; Metazoa; Chordata; Actinopteri; Cypriniformes; Catostomidae. The record is from RefSeq and is a predicted model, not a curated record. The transcript has 8 exons. Gene Ontology annotation, molecular function: calcium ion binding.